Molecule: messenger RNA, 1428 nt
Organism: Debaryomyces hansenii CBS767
Lineage: Eukaryota; Fungi; Ascomycota; Pichiomycetes; Serinales; Debaryomycetaceae
Product: tRNA dimethylallyltransferase
Exons: 2
Coding region: 1-1428 (475 amino acids)
Biological process (GO): tRNA modification; DNA replication
Cellular component (GO): mitochondrion
Molecular function (GO): DNA binding; DNA helicase activity; tRNA dimethylallyltransferase activity
Source: RefSeq, a predicted model, not a curated record
AUGAUAAUACGAUAUCUUAGGUACUUUAAAAAUCUAAUGAUGACAACACCCAAGAAAAAUAUAGUUACGAUAGUCGGAACUACCGGAGUUGGUAAAUCACAAUUUAGUAUUGAACUUGCCAAGGCAAUUAAUGGUGAAAUAAUAAAUGCAGAUUCGAUGCAAGUAUAUAAAAGGCUUGACAUAAUAACGAAUAAACACCCAGUUGAAGAAAGAGAAGGUAUAACUCAUCAUGUUAUGGACCAUGUUAAUUGGAACGAAGAAUACUUUAUUCAUCGAUUUUCGAAAGAGGCCAAUAAUGCUAUUGAAGAUAUACAUAAUAGAGGUAAAAUACCAAUAAUUAUUGGUGGAACACAUUAUUACUUACAGAACUUGUUAUUUAAGAAUAAGACCGUGGGUGAAAGCUCUAGUAGUUCAAAGUUAACAAAAGAAUUGACUAACGAAGACAUUGAACUUCUUGAUGGUCCUGUGAAUGAAAUAUUCAAUAAACUACAGCAAAUUGACCCCAUAAUAGCUGAAAAGUUUCAUCCUGAAGAUAAGAGAAAAUUGAGAAGAGCUCUAGAAAUAUAUAUAACAACAGGACAGAAGCCAUCUGAAAUUUACCAUGAACAGAAAUUGGACGAAUUAGAAGACACUUCGUUGAAAUAUAACACUCUACUUUUCUGGGUAUAUUCUGAUCCGGAUAUUCUAAAAGAUAGAUUGGAUAAACGAGUUGACAGGAUGAUGGAAAUUGGAGCACUAAAUGAAAUAAACGAAUUAUAUGGCGUUUAUAAGUCUCAAGUACAAGUACCCGAUUGCACUACUGGAAUAUGGCAAGUUAUAGGUUUUAAGGAGUUUUUGCCCUGGUUGGAAUUCGCCGGGAGUCUGAAUAAACAGGAAGCCUCUCGAUUGUUCAAUGAGGGAAUUGACAGAAUGAAAAUCAGAACAAGACAAUAUGCGAAAUAUCAAGUUAAAUGGAUAAAGAAACUAUUGGCGGUUGAGCUUAACAAGGAAACUAGAUUUAAUUUUAAAUAUGGAGGAAAGUUGUAUUUAUUAGACGCAACGGACUUAGGGUCCUGGGAUGAGAAAGUUCGAGAAGUCGGUUUAAAUAUUGCAAGUCAAUUCUUAACUACUGGACCUACUUCUGUCACGCAUCCAGAAGCUCCGGCACAUUUACAAGAUAUAUUCCCUAGUAAUAGCUUUCUUGACAACUUCAAUAGCAAUAAAAAGUUGGGUUCAGAAAAGAAUUGGAAACAUUACGAAUGCUCAGUGUGCAAAGAUAAGCAAGGAAAGAACUUAAUAGCUGUCGGAGAAGAAAGUUGGCAAAUCCAUUUGAAAAGUAGAAGGCAUAAACGACAAUUAGGAUCUGGAGAAAGGAAAAGAAAGCAUGAACAAAUGAUUAAUCAAUACAAACAGAAAACGCCAACUGAAGAAGAUAACCUGAGUAUUUAA